AUGAGGAUUCUAGCUCUUCUGCUGACGCUUUUCGCGUCCGAUGUCAUCGCAAUCCCACAACGUAACGGAAAUGGAAAUAGUGCACAUGUCGGGCCAAUUGGUGCUGCGUCCUCCACCACGAGAGUCCCUGGCAUCUCAACAAGACCUGCUGCCCCGGCCUCCUUGUCAAGCCCAUCUAUCCCCAGAGUGUCGCCUACGCCUCCACGGUCAUCUCCAAGAUCGUCUUCCAGCAUUCCACGACCAUUACCAUCAUCAUCAGCAGAGGCGACACCUCCUCGUUCAUCACCAUCUACUUUCCCUAUUUGUCCUGUAUCAACUAUAACGAUCACUUCAUUGUUCUGUCCUCAAACAUCGUUCCCCCCAUCGCCGGCUUCUGUCACGGCAACUGUGUCAUCUACACCAAGGGCGCCGCCGCCUUCACCGUCGGUUAGAGUUCCGUCUUCUGUGCCUCCGGUUCUCUCGCCGCCACCAGUGACGCCCCCUCGUCCAGCUUCAUCGACUCCUGUGGUACCAUCACCUUCUGGUUCUUCAAGCCGUCGCUUCGGGGUUGGAAUUUCUGUGCCCGUCCCGCCAAGUUUACCAGCAAGGGUCCCGACUUCGGGUAUCAGGAUCCCUGGAGGUGGCCCCAGCAACAGCUUUGUUUUCGGUCCGGCUUCACCACGCACAAGUACAACUUCAACGCCAACAUCGAUAAUUCCUAGUAAUAUCGGUGGUCCAGCGGCUGCUUCAGCACCAGUGCCUCCACUCCCGGGACCCUCAACGACAGUCCCGGGCGGACCACCCACAACGGGGCCUAUACAGGGUGUUGCUGCUUCCGCUCCCGCACCGCUGCCUCUAUCACCACUGGGAGGAUCACCGACAACUACAGUCGCGGGUGGACCGCCUACAACUAGACUUGUGCAGUCUGUCGCUGCUUCUGCGCCUGCACCACCACCACCUCCCCCUGCCUUCCCAGCAUUCACCUCUGUACCUCUCCGUAUAGCGCCGAAGCUUCGGGCAUACUAA
Messenger RNA from Talaromyces marneffei, 1005 nucleotides. RefSeq lists its product as uncharacterized. The record is from RefSeq and is a predicted model, not a curated record. The transcript has a single exon. Bases 1 to 1005 code for a protein of 334 amino acids. NCBI's taxonomy places the organism in Eukaryota, Fungi, Ascomycota, Eurotiomycetes, Eurotiales, Trichocomaceae.